AUGAUGGAAGCUCAAACUACCAAUAAUCUUCUCAACCUAUUACCACUUGAAGGAAUACAAGCUCUAAAACAAUUCUUGAAAAUUUGGAAAAAUAAUAAUACUAUAAACAAUAUUAUAGAAAUAUCUGGUCAAAAUAUUUUUAUUAUUCAUGAAGAUGGAUCAAAAAUAACAAGCCCAAUCGAAGAUAUUAUCCAACAAUCAAUGGAAAGUAUUGUUGAGUAUAAUAAUCUAUAUGAGGAAUUUAUUAAUAGUGAAGAAUGGGAUACAAUGCUUCAAAAUUUUGAACCUCCUGAAAUACCAAAUAUUCAAGAAAAUGUUAAAAUAAUAGAAGUCCCCUUAGAAGAAAACAGUAAUCACCAAAGUUCAAACAAGAAAAAUAAUAAGUUUCUUAUUAAACAAAUUAAACGAGACUUAGCUUAUAAAAUAGAGAAUAGAGUUCAAAUGAAUUCUCUUUAUCAAGAUACUGAUGAAAUACAAAUUUUUGAUACUAUUAUCACAAAAAUUCAAGUUUUUGGAAAAAAAAAAACAAAUGUAUACCAAGGAUGGAAGCUCUCUUUUAUCUUGGACAAUUGA
Molecule: messenger RNA, 573 nt
Organism: Racocetra persica
Lineage: Eukaryota; Fungi; Glomeromycota; Glomeromycetes; Diversisporales; Gigasporaceae
Source: the annotation of a GenBank genome assembly